CACCAACCCAAAGGCCCAAAACUAACAAAAAAAAACCCUCCUAUAAAACCCACAUACUUCACCCCUUCCGAAUUUCUUCACAUUUCUAGGGUUUCUCAGCGUCGUUCAUUUCAGUUUCUCAGAUCCUCCACUCAUCGGCGGCUCUUCUUCAACCUCCAACCAUGCCGUCACACAAGUCUUUCAUGAUCAAGAAGAAGCUCGCGAAGAAGAUGAGGCAAAAUCGCCCCAUUCCUUACUGGAUUCGUAUGCGCACUGACAACACUAUAAGGUACAACGCGAAACGCAGGCAUUGGCGCCGUACCAAGCUUGGGUUCUGAGGUGCUUGUUAUAUUUAUAUUGCUGCAGUAUUUUGUUCUAAUUUUGCGAUGGUAGUUUUUGAAAGGGGAUGUAUGGUUUUGUUUUAUUUCGUAGAACGAUGAUGAUACUUGUAGUUGAGUUUUUGUUUGUUGGGACCCCAUUGUAAUGAGAUGCUAUUAAGAGCAAUUUUUUUUAGUAAUACAUCUAUUUUGUAAUGUUUUACUAUGAUUUAAUGUUUUAUUUUGAAAUGUUUUAUUUUGAUGUUUA
Beta vulgaris subsp. vulgaris (sugar beet) is the source of this 564-nucleotide messenger RNA. RefSeq names its product 60S ribosomal protein L39-3. Gene Ontology annotation, cellular component: cytosolic large ribosomal subunit; ribosome. Gene Ontology annotation, biological process: translation. The transcript is spliced from 3 exons. Gene Ontology annotation, molecular function: structural constituent of ribosome. Bases 162 to 317 code for a protein of 51 amino acids. The record is from RefSeq and is a predicted model, not a curated record. NCBI's taxonomy places the organism in Eukaryota, Viridiplantae, Streptophyta, Magnoliopsida, Caryophyllales, Amaranthaceae.